This is a messenger RNA of Lemur catta (Ring-tailed lemur), 3009 nucleotides long. It is a transcript of the gene RAB6B, whose product is annotated as RAB6B, member RAS oncogene family. Lineage: Eukaryota; Metazoa; Chordata; Mammalia; Primates; Lemuridae. The transcript has 8 exons. The record is from RefSeq and is a predicted model, not a curated record. Bases 339 to 965 code for a protein of 208 amino acids. Gene Ontology annotation, molecular function: GTPase activity; GTP binding.
CGCCCCGCGCGCAGUCCCUGCGCCCCGCUCCGCCCGCGCCUCGCUGCCAGCGCCGCGCCUCGGGCGUCCAGAGCGCGCCCCUCUCACCGCAGCCGGCGCCGCCCGCGGCAGCCCAGCCCCAGCCUUCCUCCGCCUCCUCCUCCGCCGCCGCCGCUGCUGCUGGACACGCAGCCGCAGGCCGGGGCCGGGACGCAGCUGGGGAGUCAGGGACGCGCGCAGCCAGCCCUUCCCCCUCCGGCUCCCGCACCGCCGGCCGCCUCCCCUCGCCCUCCUCCUCUCCCCUCCCUGCUCCUUCGCUUCUUCCUCCUCCUUCUCUCCCAGCCCCGGCUGCCAGCACCAUGUCCGCAGGGGGAGAUUUUGGGAAUCCACUGAGAAAAUUCAAGUUGGUGUUCCUGGGGGAGCAGAGCGUCGGGAAGACGUCUCUGAUCACGAGGUUCAUGUACGACAGCUUCGACAACACCUACCAGGCAACCAUUGGGAUUGACUUCUUGUCAAAAACCAUGUACUUGGAGGACCGUACGGUGCGACUGCAGCUUUGGGACACAGCUGGCCAGGAGAGAUUCCGCAGCCUGAUCCCCAGCUACAUCCGAGACUCCACGGUGGCUGUGGUAGUGUACGACAUCACAAAUCUCAACUCCUUCCAGCAGACUUCUAAGUGGAUUGACGACGUCAGGACAGAGCGGGGCAGUGACGUUAUCAUCAUGCUGGUGGGCAACAAGACGGACCUGGCUGACAAGAGGCAGAUAACCAUUGAGGAAGGGGAGCAGCGCGCCAAAGAGCUGAGCGUCAUGUUCAUUGAGACCAGCGCCAAGACCGGCUACAACGUGAAGCAGCUUUUUCGACGUGUGGCGUCAGCUCUGCCCGGAAUGGAGAAUGUCCAGGAGAAAAGCAAAGAAGGGAUGAUCGACAUCAAGCUGGACAAGCCCCAGGAGCCCCCGGCCAGCGAGGGCGGCUGUUCCUGCUAAUGCAGCGCCGCCCUGCCGGCGUCCUAUGACACUACUUGCUUGUUGUGUUGCUUCCUAUUGGUUAGCUUCCUACGGGGAAAUGAGUUUAUCCAGAUGGGAGGAUUUUUCUUUUCUCUCUGUCUCUAGGAGUAGGGUGGGGUGGGGAGGGAGGCUGGGCAUCAGGGAUCACGUCACUCUUAACAGCUGUUACUUAAACAACUAUUUUUUGGUUUGGUUGUAAUAUAUUGUACUUUAUUAAGAUUGCCAAAAACUGUUAAAAUUUAAAAAAAAAAAUUUAAAUCAUGUGUAUACAACUUUUUGCCAGAUAAAAAUGUAGUCAUUUUUAUUUGAAAGAUGUGCUUUUUGUUUUUGUAUAUUUGUAAACUUACAAAGAACCUUUUCCACACACCUCCUCCUUCCUGUUCUCUUUGAACUGUUCACCUCCUCUGCCUUCCUCCCAUCCCCAGCCCAGUAAAUUAAAACAAUUAACUGAGCAACUUAAUUAGGCUCCGGUCCCAGGCCAUCUGGCCCCACCAUCCAGGCCCUACGUCGUUAAAUCAAACAUUGGUUCAACAAAGCCUCUGAAGAGGUACCUGUGCCUCUGCCUUCCGUGGCCAGAGUGGGACGUCAGCGCCGCCCUGCGCUGAGACUGAGGCCUUGCUGACUGCAGGGAGCCGGCGGCAAGCCCCAGGGCAGCCGCUUCCGCCUCUCUGUUCCCUUCCCUGAAAAGCCUUGAAGGGGCUCAAGGACACAGGCAACGUUGUGUUCCCUGUGCCCAGUGACUGGAAGAGCAAGAGGCCAUUGGAAGGACGGGGUGCUGUUGGCAGUUGUGGGCCGGGGUGGUGCAUGGCUUGUAGACUGGAGCACCAUGUGUAGUUCUGAAAAUGUUUUAACAAACCCGCCCAAGCAGUCAGCACACAUAGGCGGGUUGAAUCUGAGAAACUCAAUGUCUGACGUUGGGCAGCUGCCACCCUAAGCUGCAGCCUGUGCCACAUGGAAUUGGUCCGUCUGUGACUGGGGAAGGGAGGACUGUUUGCAGAACCACCACUUUGAAAGAUACAUGUUCUCAGAUCCUCGGUUGCUAAUACUGUUGAGUACUUUCUGGAAAAGCUGAUUUCUGGAUAUGUUUCCACCCCACUGGCGUGGUACAGUUGAAAUCCUUGUGGAUACGUUAGUGGGUGUGGUGGCUGCACUGUGGCCACUGAGCGUAUGGUUGAGGUGGGGUCCCUGAAGGCUGCCUAGGGUACCGCAACCUGCCCCCGAGAGCCAGCCUUGCCGUUUUUAACUCAUUCCCGAGAAUGGCUGAGUCCCGAGGACCUGUAAAAUCUCUGAAGAGAACUCUCUCUUCUCGCUCAGUGAUGUAACCGACUUGGCCAGCAUUCCAGAUAGACCCAGACUCACCGCCCCGGGCCUGCACGCAGCCAGGCAGUGGGCAGUGACUCUGGCCAGAACGUAAACCCCACCUUCCCAGCUGGCACUGGCCCUUCCCCAGGUGCUCACGGGCAUGUCGUGGAUGGGCGAACGACCAUCUGGGGCGUGGUGAGGUGAACUCCUCCACAAGGCAGGACUCCAACAAGGUUGUUGGAAUGAAUUUUGAAACUUCUCAGAAGCUAAUGCAAGAUGGCAGGCGCGAGAGCAGCAGAACCUGGCAGGACUGCCGCUUGUGCGGUGGGCCUGCCACGCACCUCUGCCAGGAGACUGUCUGACAGCUUUAGCGGGGAAGCAGGAUCCCACUGAGCACCUCUUCCAGAAGGCAAGGACCAAUGUAUGAGCGUAAUUCAAAUGUCAUGUGUUUAGUUUUUAUAUGUGUGUACAUAAUUAUAUAUAGAGAUAGACUUGUGUAUACACCUUCCACAAACACAUCCUCACACAGAGAAACAUGUGCUCAAUGUAUACUCCUUGUUUUUCCUGCUCUCAAGUUGGAACUUGCAUUGUGAUAACAGUUUUGGAAAUUCAAAAGUACUGCAAUGUGUUGAAAUAAGAAAUACUUACUAUUGUCAAAUAACUUGUGAUUGUCUUGCCAUCAAUAAAAUAAUGCAUAGAUGUGUUAAACUACAGGCAAAAA